Anopheles nili is the source of this 1090-nucleotide messenger RNA. RefSeq lists its product as uncharacterized. The coding region runs from base 1 to 1032 and encodes 343 amino acids. Lineage: Eukaryota; Metazoa; Arthropoda; Insecta; Diptera; Culicidae. Gene Ontology annotation, molecular function: protein binding. The record is from RefSeq and is a predicted model, not a curated record. The transcript has 2 exons.
AUGGCGUUCCAGCGAUUAUUAGUCCUCAUUAUGCUGCUCGCGUGCGUGUCGGCCAACUACACGAAAGUGCUCUGGAACCACCGAUGUGAUCCCGGUUCAGAAAUUUUCGCCUGCACUGUGCCGCACUUUCUCUAUAAACCAGGACGGAACCAUUCUACGUUAGAAGCACCGGACACAGUGCACAAGGUGCGGCUCGCUUAUCCAAUGGAAAAAAAAAUUCUUGAUGACAAUGAAAUCCUAGCAUACGAUCAGGUACUGCAUGCCACACUGCACCGACCGCGUGCGAUUCAAAUCACUAGUUGCAGCUUAACCACGGUUGAAUUUCCGCUCGACUUGGAGUACGCGGAUUUCGCUGACAAUUCCAUCAAAUCGGUAGUGGUUUCUAAUAAUGUGACUUCCGAAUACGCGUUACAGUAUCUGGAUUUAAGCGGCAAUAGACUUGAGAGCAUCUCAAAUUUAAGCCUGCUUGUGAACUUGAAAACGUUAAACCUGAAAAACAACUGGCUGGAGUCAGCCGACCUGUCGGUGGUGCUGCAUAUGGUUAAGCUUUCCGUUCUAGACCUUUCCAUUUGUGAAUUAGAAGAACUGUCCUUUGCCAGUCUACCAAAUACCCUCGAGUGGCUAUUGUUAUCCAAGAACAGUUUGUCUUCGCUGGAUUUAGCCGAUGUGCAGCUGCCGGCGUUGCAAGUGCUUGACUUGCAAUACAACAGUUUAGAGGAGCUUGACACAAACGCAUUGUUUGCAGCCGCUCGAAACCUCAAGGUGGUUUUGGUUGGAUACAACGAUUUCCCCAGGGAAAAAGCUAAAAGCAUCGCACACACUCUCCGGGAAGCUGACAUUACCCAUGAUAGCAUAAACCCUGCGGAAUCGCGCCAGAACGAGUGGGAUGAGCAUUAUCGCAGCUCGCAAAAGCAAGAAUUGCUGGAGCACAUCAUCAACGGAAUGCUCGUGCUGGUGAACGUGUGCGUGAUGUCCUGGGGAGGUAUGCGGCUCUACGAGGUGUUCAACAAGCGCAAUGCAACCCCUCAAUGACAUCCUUGGAGGAUGAUUCGUAGGACGCGAAUGUCGCGUGUUUUUCAAAUUGCAUACA